AUGCCUCUGGCUGGUCUUUCCCAACAACACACCCACGGAGAUUGCUCUGCACCUGGGUCCUCGGCAAAAGACUGGCAAAAGAAGCAACAUCUCGUCGACGGAGGGCGAGACUUGCCGCAUGUCAGCUGCGGCGAAAGACGGCUCCUAGACCCAAGCAGGCAAGAUGUGGCUGCGAUUGUGCUCGCGAUACAGCCGGGAAUGCCGUCGCUGCUGGACGUCGUCAGGGGACGGGACAUGUAUGUUGUACAUGAACCGUGCGACCCUGUCCUCUGGCCCCCUUGUCGACGGCCCUUUCUUUCUCUCCCAGUUGCACAACAUGGCGUGCACGUCAUCAACUGCCGCGACAGAAGCACCGAGAGGGGUGGCCAGUGGUGUGGAGAGCCUCGAGGGAGUGGGGGGAGACAUGCGCAUACUCCGUACAAGCCUGUCUACUUUGUACGAGCGUGUAUGCUGGGAGAAAGAAGCAAGCUUGCUGCAGGGGUCGUGUUCAGCCUGUCCAGCCGCAUGCUCUCAGCCCGGACCGGACAGGUGCACUGCCAGUGCAGAAAAAGGCGGCUGGAGCAGAACGAAACGCACCCAUGUGGCUGCUCGGAAAGCAUCCACACCUCGGCCGGACAGGAAGCUCUCUGUCAGCGUGUCGGGGCAUCCUGGACCCGACCGGUCUGCCCGGACAGGAAGACGGAGGACGGAACAUGGAAGAACGCGCAGACGACCCUCUGCAUGCACGACACUCGUCCCGAAGAGGUACAAGGGGGCGAAAAGUGGAAUUGCCACGACGGUGGGGAAAGCAGGGCUUUCCAGCACGUAUCUUACGAGUCGCUCUGGCCAUUCCUGGACACGAACCCCCGCGAAAGGCAACUCGCCGGCACAGGCACAGCAGGCGUGCCCAGAGCAAGGCUGGCUAGGCCGCGAAACACGCCAGGACUGGCCUGUCCCGUCCUUACGAACGCUUUACCCCUGUGGCAAAAAGCCAGGGAGAGAGAGCGCAAACAAGGCUAUGGCUACCCGAUUGGAAGCUCCACCCGUGCAACCGUUGGGCUGUCUGCACCCAAACGCAUUGCCGGCAAUGAGAACAGCAGCUUGCCCUGCCAUGACGGUGGCUGA
Grosmannia clavigera kw1407 is the source of this 1104-nucleotide messenger RNA. RefSeq lists its product as uncharacterized. The record is from RefSeq and is a predicted model, not a curated record. Lineage: Eukaryota; Fungi; Ascomycota; Sordariomycetes; Ophiostomatales; Ophiostomataceae. Bases 1 to 1104 code for a protein of 367 amino acids. The transcript is spliced from 2 exons.